CAUCUCCUGUACUGUGUCCGCAGUCUCUGGUCAUCCCCUGUACUGUGUCUGCAGUCUCUGGUCAUCUCCUCCUGUACUGUCUGCAGUCUCUGGUCAUCUCCUGUACUGUGUCCACUGUGUCCACAGUCUCUGGUCAUCUGUACUGUGUCCGCAGUCUCUGGUCAUCUCCUGUACUAUGUCCGUGGUCUCUGGUCAUCUCCUGUACUAUGUCCACAGUCUCUGGUCAUCUCCUGUACUGUGUCCGCGGUCUCUGGUCAUCCCCUGUGCUGUGUCUGCAGUCUCUGGUCAUCUCCUGUGCUAUGUCCGCAGUCUCUGGUCAUCUUCUGUGCUAUGUCCGCAGUCUCUGGUCAUCUCUUGUGCUAUGUCCGCAGUCUCUGGUCAUCUCCUGAACUAUGUAUGCAGUCUCUGGUCAUCUCCUGUACUGUGUCUGCAGACUCUGGUCAUUUCCUGUACUAUGUCCGCAGUCUCUUGGUCAUCCCCUGUACUGUUUGCAGUCUCUGGUCAUCCCCUGUACUGUCUGCAGUCUUUGGUCAUCCCCUGUACUGUCUGCAGUCUCUGGUCAUCCCC
Staurois parvus is the source of this 567-nucleotide messenger RNA. The record is from the annotation of a GenBank genome assembly. Lineage: Eukaryota; Metazoa; Chordata; Amphibia; Anura; Ranidae.